Messenger RNA from Ilex paraguariensis (yerba mate), 2358 nucleotides. The record is from the annotation of a GenBank genome assembly. NCBI's taxonomy places the organism in Eukaryota, Viridiplantae, Streptophyta, Magnoliopsida, Aquifoliales, Aquifoliaceae.
CAGAACUAGUUUGGGGAUCACCCACCAAAGGGCUACUAUGGCGCUCCGUUCGAUCCUCCCCAAUCUCUCAAGGUACUUAUCCAUAUACAUGUGUAUGUGUGUGCGUGUGUACAUAAAAAGUCAGAGUUAUGUAUGUACGCAUAAAUUCCUCCAAGAACUGGUAAAAAUUGCAGCAGCGAAACUCUCUGUAAUGCAAGCUUUUGGAGGUUUGUCUCAUCAACCACACUGCCAAUUGAUAUGCCCGACAAAACGGCACCAUUCAAUAAGUACCAAAACGACGGCCUCAAGAACAGAUUAUUAAGGCCUAUAUUCCCACGACGAAGCGCGACGAUUGUGCUUCAGAAUUGGGUCGAUGAAGGCCGCAAGGUCUCGAUUUCUGAGCUUCGGGGACUCGCAAAGCAACUCAUGAAACGUCGCCGUUACAAGCACGCUUUUGAGAUACUGACCUGGAUGGAGGUUCAAGACAUGUUUCCGGUUUCAGCAGCUGAUUAUGCCAUCAGGUUGCAAUUAAUCAUCGAAGUGCAAGGUUUAAAGGAGGCUGAAAAAUAUUUUGCAAAUAUACCCAACACUGCUGCACAGAAAGCUUCCUGCCUGCCUCUUCUUCAUUGUUAUGUUAAAGAAAGAGCAACUGAGAAAGCUGAGGCUCUCAUGCUGAAGAUGAAUGGCUUAGGGCUGAUUUUGAGUCCUCAUCCAUUUAAUGAGAUGAUGAAGCUUUAUAUGGCCACAUCUCUGUUUGAGAAAGUGUCGUCUGUCAUCCUGCAAAUGAAGCAAAACAAAAUACCUAGAAAUGUCCUUUCCUACAACCUUUGGAUGAGUGCAUGCGGGGAGUUAUCUGGGGUUGUAUCAGCAGAGAUGGCUUACAAAGAAAUGGUGAAUGACAAGGAUGUUGAAGUGGGAUGGAGCUCUCUUGCUACCUUGGCCAAUAUCUACCUAAAAUCAGGGCUUGUUGACAAGGCCACUUUGGCUGUUAGAAAUGCAGAAAAGAAGCUAUCAACUUGUAAUCGCCUGGGUUACUUUUUUCUUAUCACGCUCUAUGCGUCUUUGAAUAAUAAGGAUGGAGCUCUCCGGCUUUGGGAAGCUUGUAAAGCAGUAGCAGGGCGAAUCACUUGUGCCAAUUACAUGUGUAUCUUGCUAUCUAUGGUGAAGCUUGGCGAGAUUGAAAAAGCUGAGAAGGUUUUCAUGGAGUGGGAGUCCCAGUGUAGGAAGUAUGAUAUUAGAGUCUCCAAUAUACUUCUAGGUGCAUACAUGAGGAAUGGAAUGAUGGAGAAAGCUGAGUUGCUACAUCACCACACUUUAGAGAAAGGGGGCAGUCCUAAUUAUAAAACAUGGGAGAUACUCAUGGAAGGAUGGGUGAAAAGCGAAAAUAUGGAUAAAGCUAUUGAUGCCAUGAAAAAAGGAUUUGCCAAGUUGAAACAUUGUGAUUGGAGGCCAUCACCUGGUAUUGUUGCAGCCAUUGCAGAAUACUUUGAGAAGAACAGAAGGUUUGAAGAUGCAAAGUGUUAUCUUAAGGUUAUUAGGCGUGUGGAUCUUGCAACUUUGGCAGUCUACAAAUCAUUGCUUAGAAUGCAUGCUUACUCCCAAAGGCCAAUUCAGGACAUUGUUAGACUGAUGCAGGAGGACAGAAUAAAUAUGGACGAUGAGAUUUCUGACCUAGUUCAAAGAUUCAAAGUGUAGGCAAGAACAUCGCUAUGGGGAAGUAUUUAUGGCUUCCUGUGAACCUGAUGUCAAAUGCUUCAGACUUUGUUUCGUCCUAUUCUUCGUGUCGAAGGUUGUGAGCUGGGGCUAAAUAGAAAUGCUAGCAUCUUGGGCAUCCCGGCAUCAUCUCAAUUCCGUAUGCAUUGACUAGUCUUUUAGCCUUGAUCAAAGGGAUGAGAGAGUCCAUGCCAAAACCAAGCUACAGGUUUUGAACCGAAGGUGACUGAAACAGACAGCGAAGACAUUGCAAACCGCAGUGCUAAUGGCAGCAUCUUUGGAAGUCUCUAGGUAGGCAAUUAAAAGUCAAUCGUUCUUGCCCAUUUUUUCUUGACAAGUUCUGAAGGAAGGUGCUAACAGCUAGGUGAACUCUGAAUCCACACCCCCUUAAUAUUCCACUUGAAUUCAUACUAGUUGAUCUACUCUUGACAAAAAUUGAGAGAGAGUGGAUUAGUGGGUAUCGUGAAUUCUUUAUCUUAAAUGACAUCAAAGAUCAAAGAAACUUUAUUUUUAUUGACACUUGUACCAAACCACCUGAUUAUGUGCGUGAUGCAGUGUUGUUUGGUUGUAAUUGAAACUUUGUAUUGGUAUUGCGAUGAUCAUGCACGUAAUGCAAAGUACGUGGCAUUGGUACUGCAAAACUUAUACAUUUGCUAUAGAUAAAGC